GGAAGCGGAAGAGUGUCAAAAUUCCUGGUUUGUUUUGUCUGGUGUUUGUGCAUCAUAGACAGAGUGAAGAAUUUGUAUUUGCCUUCUUGUAUCGUAUCGUAACAGUAACUUAUUUAGGUAUGGCUGUACCGCCGCAGUUAAAAGCCAUUCAGCACCAUCUAAGAACGGCCCAGGAACACGAGAAAAGGGACCCAGCGGUGGCUUAUUACUGUCGACUCUAUGCCAUGCAGACCGGCAUGAAACUGGACAGUAAAACUCCCGAAUGCCGGAAGUUUCUUGUGAAACUGAUGGAUCAGCUGGAGACGAUGAAGAAAGAACUACAUGACCAUGAGUCGAUUUCCCAGGAGAUUGUCGGCAAUGCCCACAUUGAAAACUAUGCCUUAAAAAUGUUCCUGUAUGCUGACAACGAGGAUCGAGCGGGGCGAUUUCACAAGAACAUGAUUAAGUCAUUCUACACUGCUAGCCUUUUGUUAGACGUUCUCUCCGUGUUUGGUGAGCUGUCGGAGGAGAACAUCCAACACAGGAAGUAUGCGAGAUGGAAGGCCACCUACAUCCACAACUGUCUGAAGAAUGGAGAAACCCCCCAGUCAGGGCCUAUUGGAUUGGAAGGGGAAGGAUAUGAUGAUGAAUUUGGCGCAGAAGGUGGGGCAUCGUCUCUGGACCAGCAGCCUGUGCCUUCCUCUGAGCCCUCUGUUCCUGGGGGGCACACCAACUUCAACAACAUACAGAUCCCGCCCGGCGCCCACGCCCCUGCCAACACCCCUGCUGAAGUCCCUCCCCCCGCAGGAGACCCCAUCAAGCCAGUGCCUGCUCCAAGGACUACACCUGUGGUUGACCCCUCACUGCUCAAUGCCAGCCAGCAGGGUGGCAUUCAGCUGACGGCAGAAGACUUUACCCGGGCCCAGAAGUACUGCAAAUACGCAGGCAGUGCGCUGCAGUACGAAGAUGUCAGCACGGCUAUCCAGAAUCUGCAAAAGGCCCUCAAGUUACUCACCACUGGCAAAGAAUGAGACCAUUGUCCCAGCCGUUACUGUAUCGUUCAUCUGGCUGACAGAACUAAGAGCCCAUUACUCCCGUCUCAGCUGUAUCAGA
This is a messenger RNA of Megalops cyprinoides (Indo-Pacific tarpon), 1092 nucleotides long. RefSeq names its product vesicle (multivesicular body) trafficking 1 (gene vta1). NCBI's taxonomy places the organism in Eukaryota, Metazoa, Chordata, Actinopteri, Elopiformes, Megalopidae. The transcript has 8 exons. The coding region runs from base 120 to 1010 and encodes 296 amino acids. Gene Ontology annotation, biological process: late endosome to vacuole transport via multivesicular body sorting pathway. The record is from RefSeq and is a predicted model, not a curated record. Gene Ontology annotation, cellular component: multivesicular body.